AUGCACGACACUCUUCCAUUCCCAAUCUCCAGACUGGAAGAAUGCAUAGCGAUAGCCCUACAAUCCUCUCCGGACUCUAUAUCCCUGAUUCGUCAGCCCACCAUCGAAGGCGAUGACCACAUGAUUUUCCUCAUAGACUCCCAGCCCGAAUACAUAGUCCGAGUCACCAAGCCGCGCGAAGAUGGUUCCCGCUCCUACAAUGGCCAAGAGAUGCAAACCCGUGAUAUCUCACUGCGCAGGUUCAUCCGAGACCAGUAUCGAGCUCGCUGUCUAGAUGAACAUGUCAUCCCACGGUCUAUCGGAACAUGGACGCUGAGCAAUGAUGGGAACUAUUUAGCUUCGCUUGAAACCAAGCUCCAAGGGUCGGACUUGCAACACGCUCCUGUUUCCGAGUUGACUGUGCAAGGGCUGGAGGAUUUUCUUUCUGUGUUGAAGGGUGUCGACGUGGGAGGGUUAGAGGAAAGGCUGGGGAUGAAAAUUCCUUCGGUUAAAUACCCCGAUUUGAAGGCUCACAGAGAGUCUGCGAUCAAAGCAUGGGCGAGGCUGGUAGAGCGGGGACAAAUAACUGCGAAGGAUAUCGAAAGUGAAGGCCCCAUAGACGGGUUCCUGGAGAGGAAAACCACCAUGUUGGAGAAGAUACAGCACCUAUCUUCAGAAUACCAGCCGAUGCUGGUUCACAACGACAUCAAAGGCGAACAUUUCCUCGUGAAUUCCCAAAGCGGCCGGAUCACUGGGAUCCUCGAUUGGGCAGAUAUUGGCAUCGGGAACGCGGCCCUUGAUAUUGCUGGGUUGGUGUUGACUGUCGGGGUGAAACCUACAAGGCAUAUUGCGACAAAAGUAGGAUAUGGAGAGGAUCAGGUCUUGCAAGGAGUGCUCCAGGCUCGAUGUGAAUGUGUCAUGAGGCUGGAUGAUCGCUUAAAUGGGAAUGAUACGAUGAGCCCUGUGACUUUGUUGCGAGAUCAGCUCUUUCUGUCCCUAAAGGACUGA
Molecule: messenger RNA, 987 nt
Organism: Aspergillus melleus
Lineage: Eukaryota; Fungi; Ascomycota; Eurotiomycetes; Eurotiales; Aspergillaceae
Product: phosphotransferase family protein
Exons: 1
Coding region: 1-987 (328 amino acids)
Source: RefSeq, a predicted model, not a curated record